This is a messenger RNA of Peniophora sp. CBMAI 1063, 1107 nucleotides long. The record is from the annotation of a GenBank genome assembly. NCBI's taxonomy places the organism in Eukaryota, Fungi, Basidiomycota, Agaricomycetes, Russulales, Peniophoraceae.
AUGAGUGUCGAUCAGUACACCGAGGACGCGAUCUCGAGUCUUUCUAAUACCAUCGUCGACAAGGCACCCUACUUUGGCACCCUGCCUUUCCAAGAUGACGCAUUCGAGCUCUUCUUCAAAGACCAAAGCGGCCACGCGCACUCUCUCAACCUGGCGAGUGCUACGAACGAGCAAGUCAGCACACUUGCAGAGUCGUGCUCUAUUGCGCCAUUUGGUCGCGGCGCAGAGUCUGUUAUCGACGAUGACUAUCGUAAAAUGGGAGUAAUCGAUCUUCCCGACUUCGCUAUCCCGUUCCAGCCCGAAGGCACUGCACUGGGGCAUGGACUAUACAAGCUAAAUGUCUACGGCGAAGGAGGGUUCUUCAAGGCACACAAAGAUACUCCGCGCGGAAACGGGAUGUUUGGCUCACUUGUUCUCGUCUACCCGACGGAGCACUCUGGCGGGGCCCUAGUCUUCCGCCACCAGGGGCAGGAAUGGACUUUCGACUCGGCUUCAGCCGUUUCGCAUGAUGAAAAGCCUGCAUUCAGCUACGCGGCAUUCUAUAGCGAUAUCGAACAUGAAGUUCUCCCGGUCACAUCCGGGUACCGCGUAACCAUUACCUACAAUCUCUACUUCGACGAAGUAGAGACUGCGUCGUCAUCCACCCGUUCAUCUGCGCUCGACAUGUCUGAUCUUGCAAAUCGGCUUCAGCAUCUCCUCGACGAUCCUCAAUUCAUGCCCCAAGGCGGUUACCUUGGCUUCGGCCUGCGUCACGCUUACCCGAUAGAAUUCGACGAGCGCUUUAUGCCUGUCGAUAGGCGCGUACAACAUAUUACUGGCGUUCUCAAGGGCUCGGAUGCAGUUAUCCUCCGUGCGGCUCAAGCUACCGGCCUCAAGGCACAGUUACAUGUCGCGUACGAUUGCAAGGUACUCACGGAAGAGUACGAUCGUUUGGUAGUCCUCACCACCGAAGUUGUUGGUGGCGACUACAUCGAUCAACAGAUAUGGAAUCUUCUCAAAGAGCGCUACGGCGGUGUUACGCUGCGGCGGGCGAUGAAAAGUACCGGGUGGAGCGUGCGGUACAUUGGGUCACCCCACGCACAAGCGCGCCGCGGGUCAAGUCUGUGA